This is a messenger RNA of Misgurnus anguillicaudatus (oriental weatherfish), 972 nucleotides long. NCBI's taxonomy places the organism in Eukaryota, Metazoa, Chordata, Actinopteri, Cypriniformes, Cobitidae. The record is from RefSeq and is a predicted model, not a curated record.
AUGGCAAACCGACCAGACCAAAGUCGCGUUGCUGUGGCUCGACACGUACGCGAGUUGGCAGCCCAAUGGAUAACAGACUUGACGUACGCAUUUUCCCCCUUCGCUUUGCUUGGACAACUUCCGGUCACGGCAUUUCUCCUUUUGCAUCUCCUGCGCACUGUGUGCUGUGCAAAGAAAUAUAGCGAAAUCUUUCUUGUCACAUACAUUUCCUAUUUCACAGCAGAGGACUGCAGUGCUGCUGUACAAACCUCUUCUGCAGUCCCUCAUCUGCCUGUCUCACAAUCACUUAAAGGUCCAAAAGACUCCAGUGCUGCUGUACAAACCUCUUCUGCAGCAGCCAAUGUCCCUCAUCUGUCUGUCUCACAAUCACUUAAAGGUCCAAAAGACUCCAGUGCUGCUGUACAAACCUCUUCUGCAGCAGCCAAUGACCCUCAUCUGUCUGUCUCACAAUCACUUAAAGGUCCAAAAGACUCCAGUGCUGCUGUACAAACCUCUUCUGCAGCAGCCAAUGACCCUCAUCUGUCUGUCUCACAAUCACUUAAAGGUCCAAAAGACUCCAGUGCUGCUGUACAACCUCUUCUGCAGCAGCCAAUGUCACUCAUCUGUCUGUCUCACAAUCACUUAAAGGUAACACUUAUACUACUAACUCUCUAUCUGUCCAUUCUUCCAUCCAUACAUCCUCCCUACCAUCCAUCCAUACGUCCUACCUAGACCUGUCCAUCUGUCUGUCCAUUCAUCAUUCAGUCAGCAUAUUCUGUCUAUCUAAUCACUUUACACUUUCUUUAGGUCCAAAAGACUCCAGUGCUGCUGUACAACCUCUUCUGCAGCAGAAAAUGACCCUCAUCUGUCUGUCUCACAAUCACUUAAAGGUCCAAAAGACUCCAAUGCUGCUGUACAAACCUCUUCUGCAGCAGAAAAUGACCCUCAUCUGUCUGUCUCACAAACAAACAAAUUUCGGUACAAGAUUAAAGA